This is a messenger RNA of Amblyraja radiata (thorny skate), 21584 nucleotides long. Its product is annotated as mucin-2-like. The record is from RefSeq and is a predicted model, not a curated record. Bases 1 to 21471 code for a protein of 7156 amino acids. Lineage: Eukaryota; Metazoa; Chordata; Chondrichthyes; Rajiformes; Rajidae. Gene Ontology annotation, molecular function: protein binding. Gene Ontology annotation, cellular component: extracellular matrix. The transcript is spliced from 52 exons.
AUGGCGAGCAUAGCUGGAGCAUUGCUGGAUAUGUUUCCAUCUUUAUUAGUCACAGCCAGAUUACCGAACCAUCGGGACCAUGUCUGCAGCACCUGGGGGAACAAUCACUUUAAGACCUUCGAUGGAGACGUCUACCAAUUUCCAGGAACAUGUGACUAUAAUUUUGUGACUGACUGUAACUCACAAAGUAAAGAGUUCUCCGUUCAUAUUAAACGUACCAUUUAUAAGGGACACCCCAAAAUACAUGGCAUCACAGCAAAGAUCAAGGAUAUUGUGAUUUACAUGACACCAAAAUUUAUAGUCAUCAAUGAAGAAAUAGUCUCGCUCCCUUACUUUGGGCCUGGUGUGUAUGUAGAACAUAACACUCAGUACACUAAAGUCUACGGAAAAUCUGGGAUAACUCUGAUGUGGAAUAGAGGAGAUGCUCUUAUGAUUGAGCUCGAUAUAAAAUAUCACAAUCAGACCUGUGGGCUCUGUGGAGAUUAUAAUGGGAUUCCUGUUUACAACGAGUUCAUCGUAGAUGGUCUGAAGCGUUCACCCAUUCACUUCGGAAACCUGCAGAAAAUACAUAUGCCAAACGAGAUAUGUCAAGAUAUCGACGAGCAUGAGAUGGAAACCCGUGCGCUGUGUGAACAAUACAGGGAUGCCUGUGAAAAUCUUCUCUCAAAAAGCACGUUUUCAGACUGUACGUCCCGCUUAAACAACGAGCACUACAUACAGGCCUGCAUGCAGGACAUGUGUAGCUGCAACAAAGUUUUGGACUCCUUCUGCCUGUGCAGUACCAUCUCCGAAUAUUCACGGCAAUGCUCUCAUGCUGGAGGCAAGCCAAAAAACUGGAGGACAGAAACAUUCUGCCCAAAGAAGUGCCCUUUAAACAUGAUCUACAAGGAAAGUGGUUCUCCCUGCAUGGACUCUUGUUCUCACCUCGACACAAGCAUCUUGUGUGAGGAACACUAUAUGGAUGGUUGCUUCUGCCCCCCAGGAAUGGUCCUUGACGAUUACUCUGACUCUGGAUGCAUCAAGGUGAAAGACUGCAAAUGUACACUGAAAGGCAAACACUACAAUCCAGGCACCAUGAUUUCAUCUGAGUGUGAAGAAUGUGUCUGCAAUGGCGGUAAAUGGCUAUGCAAAAACAUGCCUUGUCCUGGUGUGUGCACCCUUGAGGGUGGAGCGCACGUCUCCACUUUUGAUGGCCUGGAAUACACAUUUCAUGGUGACUGCUAUUACAUUCUUUCCAAGGUCUGUGAUCAACAGCUUUAUACUUUACUGGGAGAGAUAGUGCCGUGUGGAACAAUAGCAACUGAAACCUGCCUAAACACUGUGGUGUUAUCAACAGACCAUAAACGCAAUAUCCUUGUUUUUAAAAAUGAUGGUAAUGUUAUCAUGAAUGGUGCAAGGAUGACUUUGCCUCUGGUAACAGCAAACUAUACAGUGUUCAGACCAUCAACAUUCCACAUACUGCUGGAAUCUAAACUUGGUCUGCAACUACAGAUCCAGCUGGUUCCUCGGAUGCAAGUCUACAUAACAUUGGACCAAUCUUAUAAGGGGAAGACAUGUGGUUUCUGUGGGAAUUUUAAUGACAUUCUGCACGAUGACUUCAAGGCAAGUAACGGAUUGAUUGAGGGCACGGCUACACCAUUUGCCAACUCUUGGAAGGCCCAGCACAGCUGCCCCUCUGUAUUAGAUCAUCUGGAAGAUCCCUGUGCCAUUAGCAUUGAAAACCAAAACUAUGCUGAAUAUUGGUGCGCCCUUCUGAAAAAGCCUGAAGGAGAAUUUUCUCCUUGCCAUGCUACCAUCAAUCCAAAUGAGUACUUCAAGAAAUGUAAAUACGACAGCUGCAACUGUGAUGAAAACGAGGACUGUAUGUGUGCUGCCAUAUACUCCUAUGUGCGAGCAUGUGCGACCAAAGGAGUCAUAUUAACCAACUGGCGAAGAAAUGCGUGCAGCUCCUACACAAAAAGCUGCCCAGAGACACAGACGUACGAUUAUGACAUGAAGAGCUGCAGGCGUACUUGUCAUUCACUAAGUGAGAAAGACGUCACUUGUGGAAUCCAACAUGUGCCGGUGGAUGGAUGCGGAUGCAAGGAAGGAACAUAUAUGAACGAGAAAGACAAAUGUGUGCCCUCUAUCCAAUGCCCAUGCCUCUAUCAGGGCUCCCUCCUAAACCCUGGAGAACUUUUCAGAAUAGGAGAUACACAUUGUGUAUGUAAAAAUGGAAAGGUUCAGUGCACUAGAUUACUGGCAAGAUCGAUGGGUAAGCAUAUGGUCAACAUCAACUGUGAUACAACUGAGCCAGGCACAACAGGGGUAGAAUGUCGAAGGACCUGUAGGAGCCUGGGUCUUGAAUGCUACAGUGAAAAGUGUGUGUCAGGUUGCGUUUGCCCUGAGGGGCUCCUGGACGAUGGAAAUGGAACCUGCGUGACAGAGGAGAAGUGCCCUUGUAUGCACAAUAAUAUACAAUACAAUCCAGGAAGGACACUUGCAGUCGACUGUAACACUUGCACCUGUACGAAAGGCAACUGGACCUGUUCCGAAAAUCAGUGCCUUGGAACUUGUACAAUAUAUGGUAGUGGUCACUACAUCACAUUUGAUGGCAAGCGUUAUAACUUUGAGGGAGAUUGUGAAUAUAUUGCUGCCCAGGACUACUGCGGAGAUAAUAAAAGCAAUGGAACCUUCAGCGUAAUCACAGAAAAUAUUCCCUGUGGAACCACUGGGACAACUUGCUCAAAAACAAUCAAGCUUUUUUUCCAGAAUUUUGAACUGAAGUUAGCAGAAGGGAAGCACGAAUUGAUUCAUCGAAAUGACAACAAAAAAAUCCCUUUCACUAUCCGAACUCUGGGACUUUACCUUACAGUUGAAACUACUACCGGAUUACUUCUAAUAUGGGACAAAAAAACUACUAUUUCUAUUAAGCUGAACCCUUCUUACAAGCAUAAUACCUGUGGCUUAUGUGGUAACUUUGAUGGAAAUGCCAACAAUGACUUGAUGACAAGAGGCCGGUCCGUCGUUACAGAAGUGACUGAGUUUGGCAAUUCCUGGAAGCAGGGAACCUCUUGUCCCGAUGCUGUGGCCGAUCGUGAUCCUUGCAUUAUGAAUCCACAUCGUAAAGCCUGGGCAGAGAAGCAGUGCAGUAUAAUCACGAGCGACGCCUUCAAAGAUUGUUCCACGACGGUUGACCCGGCUCCAUAUUUCGAAGCUUGUGUCCAUGAUUCCUGCUCGUGUGACAGUGGUGGAGACUGCGAGUGUUUUUGCACAGCUGUAGCUGCCUAUGGGAGUGCAUGUAAUGUAUCUGGGAUAUGUGUUAACUGGAGGACCCCUGACAUCUGUCCCAUGUACUGCAGUUUCUACAACCCUAAACCUGAAAUGUGUAAAUGGCAUUAUCAUCCUUGUGGAGUCCACUGCUUUAAAAAUUGCCUCAACCCUCAAGGUCUCUGCAAUGCCACGUUACAGCUUGAAGGUUGCUACCCUAAAUGUCCGGAGGAAACACCUAUUUAUGACGAACAUACCAAGCAAUGCGUUGCUGAAUGUGGCUGUUAUGAUAAUGGAAAGCAUUAUGAAAUUAAUGAAACAAUAGAAACCACCAAUAACUGUGAAACAUGCCUGUGCACACCAGAUGGCAUUAAAUGCAUGAAUGACAGCAGUGCUUGUGUGUGUAUAUAUAAUGGCACGGUGUAUCAGCCGAAUGACGUUAUCUACAAUAUAAGUGAUGGCCUUGGGCAGUGCAUCACAGCAAUCUGUGCUGAAAACGGAACAAUUAUUAGAACAUUUGAGCCAUGUGAAAGUUUCACAACCGCAGCAACGCCAUUACCAUCAUCUUCAAUCACCGCUAGUACAGUGAUUUUGACAUCAACGCCACCUUUCUCCACAACCAGCAAACCAUUGACCUCAACUUGUGUGAUCGUGGAACAAUGCGAAUGGAGCAAAUGGAUAAGUGUAAGCAAACCGACACAUGGUUACGGCGGAGGGGAUAUUGAAACAUAUGAUAAAAUCAAUGAGAAAGGAGACCUGCCCUGCAAUGCUCCAAGCAGGAUUGAGUGCAGAGCAACACAUGCACCAGAAGUGGAUCUCGAAGACCUCGAACAGACAGUGCAGUGUAAUGUUUCCUUUGGGCUGACAUGCAGAAACAAGGAUCAACAUCCAGUGAAACAGUGCUAUGACUAUGAAAUACAGGUACGGUGCUGUGACUUCAUUUGCCAACCUCCAACAACAACACCAGAGCCAACCACAACCUCAAGUCCCACAACACCAACUCAGUUACACACAAGCCCCACAACUCCUGAAACAGGAACAACAUCCAAAACACCUCAUACCACUGAAAUCACAACAAGUACAACAGGUCCCACUACACCUACAACAGAGCAGAUUACCUCUACAUCUCCAGUCUCAGGUACAUCAGAAAGUACUACACCAGAAUUGACCACAAUUUGUACAACUGAACUAACAGAAACUACUGAAUUACCUACAACCACCAAGUCCACAAGCACUACCCAGACCCCAUUGGUGCCCACAAGCACAACUCCGGAAACAGGAACAACGUCCACAACCACAAGCUCAACAUCAUCGGAAACCACAACACUGCCCACUCACACCCCAACAACCGUCCCAACAACAGUUACAAAAACACCACAUUCAACCACUUUUACAACCACAACCGUAAGUCCCACGACACCAACUCAGUUACGCACGACCCCCACAACUCCUGAAACAGGAACAACGUCCACAACCCCUCAUACAAUUGAAACCACAACCAGAGCAACUGGUUCCACUUCACCUACAACAGAGCACACAACCACAACGCCUCCAGUGUCAGGAACACCACAAAGUUCCACACCUGAACUGACCACAACUUCCACAACUGCAAAAACUGAAUCUACCGAAACACCAUUUACCACCAAGUCAAUAGGAACUACUGAAACUACACAGGUGAUCUCAACCAAAACACCUCAAACACAAACAAGAUCCACCACGACCACAUCAACACCAACUGAAACCACGACAAUACAGACGCACAGCUCCUCAACUGGCACAAGCUCAGAAACAAAAACACCAUAUUCUACCAUUGCUACAAGCACCACAGGAAGUCCCACAACACCAAUACAGGUACACACGAGCCCCACAUCUCAAGGCAGAGAGACAACAUCAACAACACCUCAUACCACUGAAAUCACAACCAGUACAACUCGUCCCACUACACCUACAACAAAGCAGAUUACCUCUACAUCUCCAGUCUCAGGUACACCAGUAAGUACUACACCAGAAUUGACCACAACUUAUACAACUGAACUAACAGAAAUUACUGAAUUACCUACAACCACCAAGUCCCCAGGAACCAUCCAAACCCCAUUGGUGCCCACAAGCACAACUCCGGAAACAGAAACAACGUCCACAACCACAAGCUCAACAUCAUCGGAAACCACAACACUGCCCACUCACACCCCAACAACCGUCCCAACAACAGUAACAAAAACACCACAUUCAACCACUUUUACAACCACAACCGCUAGUCCCACGACACCAACUCAGUUACACCCGAGCUCCACAACUCCUGAAACAGGAACAACGUCCACAACCCCUCAUACAAUUGAAACCACAACCAGAGCAACUGGUUCCACUUCACCUACAACAGAGCACACAACCACAAUGCCUCCAGUGUCAGGAACACCACAAAGUUCCACACCUGAACUGACCACAACUUCCACAACCGCAAAAACUGAAUCUACCGAAACACCAUUUACCACCAAGUCAAUAGGAACUACUGAAACUACACAGGUGAUCACAACCAAAACAGCUCAAACACAAACAAGAUCCACCACGACCACAUCACCACCAACUGAAACCACGACAAUACAGACGCACAGCUCAUCAACUGGCACAAGCUCAGAAACAAAAACACCAUAUUCUACCAUUGCUACAAGCACCACAGGAAGUCCCACAACACCAACACAGGUACACACGAGCCCCACAUCUCAAGGCAGAGAGACAACAUCAACAACACCUCAUACCACUGAAAUCACAACCAGUACAACUCGUCCCACUACACCUACAACAAAGCAGAUUACCUCUACAUCUCCAGUCUCAGGUACUACACCAGAAUUGACCACAACUUGUACAACUGAACUAACAGAAACUACUGAAUUACCUACAACCACCAAGUCCACAGGAACUACCCAAACCCCAUUGGUGCCCACAAGCACAACUCCGGAAACAGAAACAACGUCCACAACCACAAGCUCAACACCAUCGGAAACCACAACACUGCCCACUCACACCCCAACAACCGUCCCAACAACAGAACAACGUCCACAACCCCUCAUACAAUUGAAACCACAACCAGAGCAACAUGGUUCCACUUCACCUACAACAGAGCACACAACCACAAUGCCUCCAGUGUCAGGAACACCACAAAGUUCCACACCUGAACUGACCACAACUUCCACAACUGCAAAAACUGAAUCUACCGAAACACCAUUUACCACCAAGUCAAUAGGAACUACUGAAACUACACAGGUGAUCUCAACCAAAACACCUCAAACACAAACAAGAUCCACCACGACCACAUCAACACCAACUGAAACCACGACAAUACAGACGCACAGCUCAUCAACUGGCACAAGCACAGAAUCAAAAACACCAUAUUCUACCAUUGCUACAAGCACCACAGGAAGUACCACAACACCAACACAGGUACACACGAGCCCCACAUCUCAAGGCAGAGAGACAACAUCAACAACACCUCAUACCACUGAAAUCACAACCAGUACAACUCGUCCCACUACACCUACAACAAAGCAGAUUACCUCUACAUCUCCAGUCUCAGGUACACCAGUAAGUACUACACCAGAAUUGACCACAACUUGUACAACUGAACUAACAGAAACUACUGAAUUACCUACAACCACCAAGUCCACAGGAACUACCCAAACCCCAUUGGUGCCCACAAGCACAACUCCGGAAACAGAAACAACGUCCACAACCACAAGCUCAACAUCAUCGGAAACCACAACACUGCCCACUCACACCCCAACAACCGUCCCAACAACAUCAAUAGGAACUACUGAGACUACACAGGUGAUCUCAACCAAAACACCUCAAACACAAACAAGAUCCACCACGACCACAUCAACACCAACUGAAACCACGACAAUACAGACGCACAGCUCAUCAACUGGCACAAGCACAGAAUCAAAAACACCAUAUUCUACCAUUGCUACAAGCACCACAGGAAGUCCCACAACACCAACACAGGUACACACGAGCCCCACAUCUCAAGGCAGAGAGACAACAUCAACAACACCUCAUACCACUGAAAUCACAACCAGUACAACUCGUCCCACUACACCUACAACAAAGCAGAUUACCUCUACAUCUCCAGUCUCAGGUACUACACCAGAAUUGACCACAACUUGUACAACUGAACUAACAGAAACUACUGAAUUACCUACAACCACCAAGUCCACAGGAACUACCCAAACCCCAUUGGUGCCCACAAGCACAACUCCGGAAACAGAAACAACGUCCACAACCACAAGCUCAACACCAUCGGAAACCACAACACUGCCCACUCACACCCCAACAACCGUCCCAACAACAGUAACAAAAACACCACAUUCAACCACUUUUACAACCACAACCGCUAGUCCCACGACACCAACUCAGUUACACCCGAGCUCCACAACUCCUGAAACAGGAACAACGUCCACAACCCCUCAUACAAUUGAAACCACAACCAGAGCAACUGGUUCCACUUCACCUACAACAGAGCACACAACCACAAUGCCUCCAGUGUCAGGAACACCACAAAGUUCCACACCUGAACUGACCACAACUUCCACAACUGCAAAAACUGAAUCUACCGAAACACCAUUUACCACCAAGUCAAUAGGAACUACUGAAACUACACAGGUGAUCUCAACCAAAACACCUCAAACACAAACAAGAUCCACCACGACCACAUCAACACCAACUGAAACCACGACAAUACAGACGCACAGCUCAUCAACUGGCACAAGCACAGAAUCAAAAACACCAUAUUCUACCAUUGCUACAAGCACCACAGGAAGUACCACAACACCAACACAGGUACACACGAGCCCCACAUCUCAAGGCAGAGAGACAACAUCAACAACACCUCAUACCACUGAAAUCACAACCAGUACAACUCGUCCCACUACACCUACAACAAAGCAGAUUACCUCUACAUCUCCAGUCUCAGGUACACCAGUAAGUACUACACCAGAAUUGACCACAACUUGUACAACUGAACUAACAGAAACUACUGAAUUACCUACAACCACCAAGUCCACAGGAACUACCCAAACCCCAUUGGUGCCCACAAGCACAACUCCGGAAACAGAAACAAUGUCCACAACCACACGCUCAACAUCAUCGGAAACCACAACACUGCCCACUCACACCCCAACAACCGUCCCAACAACAGUAACAAAAACACCAACACUUUCAACCACAACCGCUAGUCCCACGACACCAACUCAGUUACACACGAGCUCCACAACUCCUGAAACAGGAACAACGUCCACAACCCCUCAUACAAUUGAAACCACAACCAGAGCAACUGGUUCCACUUCACCUACAACAGAGCACACAACCACAAUGCCUCCAGUGUCAGGAACACCACAAAGUUCCACACCUGAACUGACCACAACUUCCACAACUGCAAAAACUGAAUCUACCGAAACACCAUUUACCACCAAGUCAAUAGGAACUACUGAAACUACACAGGUGAUCUCAACCAAAACACCUCAAACACAAACAAGAUCCACCACGACCACAUCAACACCAACUGAAACCACGACAAUACAGACGCACAGCUCAUCAACUGGCACAAGCUCAGAAACAAAAACACCAUAUUCUACCAUUGCUACAAGCACCACAGGAAGUCCCACAACACCAACACAGAAACUACUGAAUUACCUACAACCACCAAGUCCACAGGAACUACCCAAACCCCAUUGGUGCCCACAAGCACAACUCCGGAAACAGGAAACAACGUCCACAACCACAAGCUCAACAUCAUCGGAAACCACAACACUGCCCACUCACACCCCAACAACCGUCCCAACAACAGUAACAAAAACACCACAUUCAACCACUUUUACAACCACAACCGCUAGUCCCACGACACCAACUCAGUUACACCCGAGCUCCACAACUCCUGAAACAGGAACAACGUCCACAACCCCUCAUACAAUUGAAACCACAACCAGAGCAACUGGUUCCACUUCACCUACAACAGAGCACACAACCACAAUGCCUCCAGUGUCAGGAACACUACAAAGUUCCACACCUGAACUGACCACAACUUCCACAACUGCAAAAACUGAAUCUACCGAAACACCAUUUACCACCAAGUCAAUAGGAACUACUGAAACUACACAGGUGAUCUCAACCAAAACACCUCAAACACAAACAAGAUCCACCACGACCACAUCAACACCAACUGAAACCACGACAAUACAGACGCACAGCUCAUCAACUGGCACAAGCACAGAAUCAAAAACACCAUAUUCUACCAUUGCUACAAGCACCACAGGAAGUCCCACAACACCAACACAGGUACACACGAGCCCCACAUCUCAAGGCAGAGAGACAACAUCAACAACCCCUCAUACCACUGAAAUCACAACCAGUACAACUCGUCCCACUACACCUACAACAAAGCAGAUUACCUCUACAUCUCCAGUCUCAGUCCACAGGAACUACCCAAACCCCAUUGGUGCCCACAAGCACAACUCCGGAAACAGAAACAACGUCCACAACCACAAGCUCAACAUCAUCGGAAACCACAACACUGCCCACUCACACCCCAACAACCGUCCCAACAACAGUAACAAAAACACCACAUUCAACCACUUUACAACCACAACCGCUAGUCCCACGACACCAACUCAGUUACACCCGAGCUCCACAACUCCUGAAACAGGAACAACGUCCACAACCCCUCAUACAAUUGAAACCACAACCAGAGCAACUGGUUCCACUUCACCUACAACAGAGCACACAACCACAAUGCCUCCAGUGUCAGGAACACCACAAAGUUCCACACCUGAACUGACCACAACUUCCACAACUGCAAAAACUGAAUCUACCGAAACACCAUUUACCACCAAGUCAAUAGGAACUACUGAAACUACACAGGUGAUCUCAACCAAAACACCUCAAACACAAACAAGAUCCACCACGACCACAUCAACACCAACUGAAACCACGACAAUACAGACGCACAGCUCAUCAACUGGCACAAGCACAGAAUCAAAAACACCAUAUUCUACCAUUGCUACAAGCACCACAGGAAGUCCCACAACACCAACACAGGUACACACGAGCCCCACAUCUCAAGGCAGAGAGACAACAUCAACAACCCCUCAUACCACUGAAAUCACAACCAGUACAACUCGUCCCACCAAACCUAUAACAGAGCAGAUUAACGCUACAGCUCCAGUCUCAGGUACACCAGUAAGUACUACACCAGUAAGUACUACACCAGAAUUGACCACAACUUGUACAACUGAACUAACAGAAACUACUGAAUUACCUACAACCACCAAGUCCACAGGAACUAUCCAAACCCCAUUGGUGCCCACAAGCACAACUCCGGAAACAGGAACAACGUCCACAACCACAAGCUCAACAUCAUCGGAAACCACAACACUGCCCACUCACACCCCAACAAGCAUCCCAACAACAGUAACAAAAACACCACAUUCAACCACUUUUACAACCACAACCGCAAGUCCCACGACAACAACUCAGUUACACACGAGCUCCACAACUCCUGAAACAGGAACAACGUCCACAACCCCUCAUACAAUUGAAACCACAACCAGAACAACUGGUUCCACUUCACCUACAACAGAGCACACAACCACAACGCCUCCAGUGUCAGGAACACCACAAAGUUCCACACCUGAACUGACCACAACUUCCACAACUGUAAAAACUGAAUCUACUGAAACACCAUUUACCACCAAGUCAAUAGGAACUACUGAAACUACACAGGUGAUCACAACCAAAACACCUCAAACACAAACAAGAUCCACCACGACCACAUCAACACCAACUGAAACCACGACAAUACAGACGCACAGCUCAUCAACUGGCACAAGCUCAGAAACAAAAACACCAUAUUCUACCAUUGCUACAAGCACCACAGGAAGUCCCACAACACCAACACAGGUACACACGAACCCCACAUCUCAAGGCAGAGAGACAACAUCAACAACACCUCAUACCACUGAAAUCACAACCAGUACAACUCGUCCCACUACACCUACAACAAAGCAGAUUACCUCUACAUCUCCAGUCUCAGGUACUACACCAGAAUUGACCACAACUUGUACAACUGAACUAACAGAAACUACUGAAUUACCUACAACCACCAAGUCCACAGGAACUACCCAAACCCCAUUGGUGCCCACAAGCACAACUCCGGAAACAGAAACAACGUCCACAACCACAAGCUCAACAUCAUCGGAAACCACAACACUGCCCACUCACACCCCAACAACCGUCCCAACAACAGUAACAAAAACACCACAUUCAACCACUUUUACAACCACAACCGCUAGACCCACGACACCAACUCAGUUACACCCGAGCUCCACAACUCCUGAAACAGGAACAACGUCCACAACCCCUCAUACAAUUGAAACCACAACCAGAGCAACUGGUUCCACUUCACCUACAACAGAGCACACAACCACAAUGCCUCCAGUGUCAGGAACACUACAAAGUUCCACACCUGAACUGACCACAACUUCCACAACUGCAAAAACUGGAUCUACCGAAACACCAUUUACCACCAAGUCAAUAGGAACUACUGAAACUACACAGGUGAUCUCAACCAAAACACCUCAAACACAAACAAGAUCCACCACGACCACAUCAACACCAACUGAAACCACGACAAUACAGACGCACAGCUCAUCAACUGGCACAAGCACAGAAUCAAAAACACCAUAUUCUACCAUUGCUACAAGCACCACAGGAAGUCCCACAACACCAACACAGGUACACACGAGCCCCACAUCUCAAGGCAGAGAGACAACAUCAACAACCCCUCAUACCACUGAAAUCACAACCAGUACAACUCGUCCCACCAAACCUAUAACAGAGCAGAUUAACGCUACAGCUCCAGUCUCAGGUACACCAGUAAGUACUACACCAGUAAGUACUACACCAGAAUUGACCACAACUUGUACAACUGAACUAACAGAAACUACUGAAUUACCUACAACCACCAAGUCCACAGGAACUAUCCAAACCCCAUUGGUGCCCACAAGCACAACUCCGGAAACAGGAACAACGUCCACAACCACAAGCUCAACAUCAUCGGAAACCACAACACUGCCCACUCACACCUCAACAAGCUUCCCAACAACAGUAACAAAAACACCACAUUCAACCACUUUCACAACCACAACCGCUAGUCCCACGACACCAACUCAGUUACACACGAGCUCCACAACUCCUGAAACAGGAACAACGUCCACAACCCCUCAUACAAUUGAAACCACAACCAGAACAACUGGUUCCAGUUCACCUACAACAGAGCACCCAACCACAACGCCUCCAGUGUCAGGAACACCACAAAGUUCCACACCUGAACUGACCACAACUUCCACAACUGCAAAAACUGAAUCUACCGAAACACCAUUUACCACCAAGUCAAUAGGAACUACUGAAACUACACAGGUGAUCUCAACCAAAACACCUCAAACACAAACAAGAUCCACCACGACCACAUCAACACCAACUGAAACCACGACAAUACAGACGCACAGCUCAUCAACUGGCACAAGCUCAGAAACAAAAACACCAUAUUCUACCAUUGCUACAAGCACCACAGGAAGUCCCACAACACCAACACAGGUACACACGAACCCCACAUCUCAAGGCAGAGAGACAACAUCAACAACACCUCAUACCACUGAAAUCACAACCAGUACAACUCGUCCCACUACACCUACAACAAAGCAGAUUACCUCUACAUCUCCAGUCUCAGGUACACCAGUAAGUACUACACCAGAAUUGACCACAACUUGUACAACUGAACUAACAGAAACUACUGAAUUACCUACAACCACCAAGUCCACAGGAACUACCCAAACCCCAUUGGUGCCCACAAGCACAACUCCGGAAACAGAAACAAUGUCCACAACCACACGCUCAACAUCAUCGGAAACCACAACACUGCCCACUCACACCCCAACAACCGUCCCAACAACAGUAACAAAAACACCACAUUCAACCACAACCGCUAGUCCCACGACACCAACUCAGUUACACACGAGCUCCACAACUCCUGAAACAGGAACAACGUCCACAACCCCUCAUACAAUUGAAACCACAACCAGAGCAACUGGUUCCACUUCACCUACAACAGAGCACACAACCACAAUGCCUCCAGUGUCAGGAACACCACAAAGUUCUACACCUGAACUGACCACAACUUCCACAACUGCAAAAACUGAAUCUACCGAAACACCAUUUACCACCAAGUCAAUAGGAACUACUGAAACUACACAGGUGAUCUCAACCAAAACACCUCAAACACAAACAAGAUCCACCACGACCACAUCAACACCAACUGAAACCACGACAAUACAGACGCACAGCUCAUCAACUGGCACAAGCACAGAAUCAAAAACACCAUAUUCUACCAUUGCUACAAGCACCACAGGAAGUCCCACAACACCAACACAGGUACACACGAGCCCCACAUCUCAAGGCAGAGAGACAACAUCAACAACCCCUCAUACCACUGAAAUCACAACCAGUACAACUCGUCCCACCAAACCUAUAACAGAGCAGAUUAACUCUACACCUCCAGUCUCAGGUACACCAGUAAGUACAACACCAGUAAGUACUACACCAGAAUUGACCACAACUUGUACAACUGAACUAACAGAAACUACUGAAUUACCUACAACCACCAAGUCCACAGGAACUACCCAAACCCCAUUGGUGCCCACAAGCACAACUCCGGAAACAGGAACAACGUCCACAACCACAAGCUCAACAUCAUCGGAAACCACAACACUGUCCACUCACACCCCAACAACCAUCCCAACAACAGUAACAAAAACACCACAUUCAACCACUUUUACAACCACAACCGCAAGUCCCACAACACCAACUCAGUUACACCCGAGCUCCACAACUCCUGAAACAGGAACAACGUCCACAACCCCUCAUACAAUUGAAACCACAACCAGAGCAACUGGUUCCACUUCACCUACAACAGAGCACACAACCACAACGCCUCCAGUGUCAGGAACACCACAAAGUUCCACACCUGAACUGACCACAACUUCCACAACUGCAAAAACUGAAUCUACCGAAACACCAUUUACCACCAAGUCAAUAGGAACUACUGAAACUACACAGGUGAUCUCAACCAAAACACCUCAAACACAAACAAGAUCCACCACGACCACAUCAACACCAACUGAAACCACGACAAUACAGACGCACAGCUCAUCAACUGGCACAAGCUCAGAAACAAAAACACCAUAUUCUACCAUUGCUACAAGCACCACAGGAAGUCCCACAACACCAACACAGGUACACACGAACCCCACAUCUCAAGGCAGAGAGACAACAUCAACAACACCUCAUACCACUGAAAUCACAACCAGUACAACUCGUCCCACUACACCUACAACAAAGCAGAUUACCUCUACAUCUCCAGUCUCAGGUACACCAGUAAGUACUACACCAGAAUUGACCACAACUUGUACAACUGAACUAACAGAAACUACUGAAUUACCUACAACCACCAAGUCCACAGGAACUACCCAAACCCCAUUGGUGCCCACAAGCACAACUCCGGAAACAGAAACAAUGUCCAUAACCACAAGCUCAACAUCAUCGGAAACCACAACACUGCCCACUCACACCCCAACAACCGUCCCAACAACAGUAACAAAAACACCACAUUCAACCACAACCGCUAGUCCCACGACACCAACUCAGUUACACACGAGCUCCACAACUCCUGAAACAGGAACAACGUCCACAACCCCUCAUACAAUUGAAACCACAACCAGAGCAACUGGUUCCACUUCACCUACAACAGAGCACACAACCACAAUGCCUCCAGUGUCAGGAACACCACAAAGUUCCACACCUGAACUGACCACAACUUCCACAACUGCAAAAACUGAAUCUACCGAAACACCAUUUACCACCAAGUCAAUAGGAACUACUGAAACUACACAGGUGAUCUCAACCAAAACACCUCAAACACAAACAAGAUCCACCACGACCACAUCAACACCAACUGAAACCACGACAAUACAGACGCACAGCUCAUCAACUGGCACAAGCACAGAAUCAAAAACACCAUAUUCUACCAUUGCUACAAGCACCACAGGAAGUCCCACAACACCAACACAGGUACACACGAGCCCCACAUCUCAAGGCAGAGAGACAACAUCAACAACCCCUCAUACCACUGAAAUCACAACCAGUACAACUCGUCCCACCAAACCUAUAACAGAGCAGAUUAACUCUACACCUCCAGUCUCAGGUACACCAGUAAGUACAACACCAGUAAGUACUACACCAGAAUUGACCACAACUUGUACAACUGAACUAACAGAAACUACUGAAUUACCUACAACUACCAAGUCCACAGGAACUACCCAAACCCCAUUGGUGCCCACAAGCACAACUCCGGAAACAGGAACAACGUCCACAACCACAAGCUCAACAUCAUCGGAAACCACAACACUGUCCACUCACACCCCAACAACCGUCCCAACAACAGUAACAAAAACACCACAUUCAACCACUUUUACAACCACAACCGCAAGUCCCACAACACCAACUCAGUUACACCCGAGCUCCACAACUCCUGAAACAGGAACAACGUCCACAACCCCUCAUACAAUUGAAACCACAACCAGAGCAACUGGUUCCACUUCACCUACAACAGAGCACACAACCACAACGCCUCCAGUGUCAGGAACACCACAAAGUUCCACACCUGAACUGACCACAACUUCCACAACUGCAAAAACUGAAUCUACCGAAACACCAUUUACCACCAAGUCAAUAGGAACUACUGAAACUACACAGGUGAUCUCAACCAAAACACCUCAAACACAAACAAGAUCCACCACGACCACAUCAACACCAACUGAAACCACGACAAUACAGACGCACAGCUCAUCAACUGGCACAAGCUCAGAAACAAAAACACCAUAUUCUACCAUUGCUACAAGCACCACAGGAAGUCCCACAACACCAACACAGGUACACACGAACCCCACAUCUCAAGGCAGAGAGACAACAUCAACAACACCUCAUACCACUGAAAUCACAACCAGUACAACUCGUCCCACUACACCUACAACAAAGCAGAUUACCUCUACAUCUCCAGUCUCAGGUACACCAGUAAGUACUACACCAGAAUUGACCACAACUUGUACAACUGAACUAACAGAAACUACUGAAUUACCUACAACCACCAAGUCCACAGGAACUACCCAAACCCCAUUGGUGCCCACAAGCACAACUCCGGAAACAGAAACAAUGUCCACAACCACAAGCUCAACAUCAUCGGAAACCACAACACUGCCCACUCACACCCCAACAACCGUCCCAACAACAGUAACAAAAACACCACAUUCAACCACAACCGCUAGUCCCACGACACCAACUCAGUUACACACGAGCUCCACAACUCCUGAAACAGGAACAACGUCCACAACCCCUCAUACAAUUGAAACCACAACCAGAGCAACUGGUUCCACUUCACCUACAACAGAGCACACAACCACAAUGCCUCCAGUGUCAGGAACACCACAAAGUUCCACACCUGAACUGACCACAACUUCCACAACUGCAAAAACUGAAUCUACCGAAACACCAUUUACCACCAAGUCAAUAGGAACUACUGAAACUACACAGGUGAUCUCAACCAAAACACCUCAAACACAAACAAGAUCCACCACGACCACAUCAACACCAACUGAAACCACGACAAUACAGACGCACAGCUCAUCAACUGGCACAAGCACAGAAUCAAAAACACCAUAUUCUACCAUUGCUACAAGCACCACAGGAAGUCCCACAACACCAACACAGGUACACACGAGCCCCACAUCUCAAGGCAGAGAGACAACAUCAACAACCCCUCAUACCACUGAAAUCACAACCAGUACAACUCGUCCCACCAAACCUAUAACAGAGCAGAUUAACUCUACACCUCCAGUCUCAGGUACACCAGUAAGUACAACACCAGUAAGUACUACACCAGAAUUGACCACAACUUGUACAACUGAACUAACAGAAACUACUGAAUUACCUACAACCACCAAGUCCACAGGAACUACCCAAACCCCAUUGGUGCCCACAAGCACAACUCCGGAAACAGGAACAACGUCCACAACCACAAGCUCAACAUCAUCGGAAACCACAACACUGCCCACUCACACCCCAACAACCGUCCCAACAAUAGUAACAAAAACACCACAUUCAACCACUUUUACAACCACAACCGCAAGUCCCACAACACCAACUCAGUUACACCCGAGCUCCACAACUCCUGAAACAGGAACAACGUCCACAACCCCUCAUACAAUUGAAACCACAACCAGAGCAACUGGUUCCACUUCACCUACAACAGAGCACACAACCACAACGCCUCCAGUGUCAGGAACACCACAAAGUUCCACACCUGAACUGACCACAACUUCCACAACUGCAAAAACUGAAUCUACCGAAACACCAUUUACCACCAAGUCAAUAGGAACUACUGAAACUACACAGGUGAUCUCAACCAAAACACCUCAAACACAAACAAGAUCCACCACGACCACAUCAACACCAACUGAAACCACGACAAUACAGACGCACAGCUCAUCAACCGGCACAAGCUCAGAAACAAAAACACCAUAUUCUACCAUUGCUACAAGCACCACAGGAAGUCCCACAACACCAACACAGGUACACACGAACCCCACAUCUCAAGGCAGAGAGACAACAUCAACAACACCUCAUACCACUGAAAUCACAACCAGUACAACUCGUCCCACUACACCUACAACAAAGCAGAUUACCUCUACAUCUCCAGUCUCAGGUACACCAGUAAGUACUACACCAGAAUUGACCACAACUUGUACAACUGAACUAACAGAAACUACUGAAUUACCUACAACCACCAAGUCCACAGGAACUACCCAAACCCCAUUGGUGCCCACAAGCACAACUCCGGAAACAGGAACAACGUCCACAACCACAAGCUCAACAUCAUCGGAAACCACAACACUGCCCACUCACACCCCAACAACCGUCCCAACAACAGUAACAAAAACACCACAUUCAACCACAUUUACUACCACAACCGGAAGUCCCACAACACCAACUCAGUUACACACGACCCCCACAACUCCUGAAACAGGAACAACGUCCACAACCCCUCAUACAAUUGAAACAGAAUCAGCUCCAACCUCCAGCAGAGUCACUGUAAACCAGUCUUCGUCUUCAACCGCCGCAUGGACUACUACCACUGCCGUCACUGUUCGACUCACCACUGGUAGAUCAUCAACUUCUUUGUCUGCAUCUACGACCGGGAUGCCCUCAACAUUUUCUUCCCGACCUACUGGUUCCAUUGAACACUCUACCCUUUCUCCAACCACAAGUUCUUCGCCUCCCACCACAGAAUGUGUCUGCAUUGUGAAUGGAACUGUGUAUUCCCAAGAUUCAAUUAUAUACAACUACACUGAUAAAGCUGGAUUUUGCAUCUAUGCAAAGUGUAAUGAUACCUGUGACAUUGAAAAACAUAUCCGGCCCUGUGGAAGCACAAUGCCACCGUUAACAAGUGUACCUACAAGCAGUACCAGCCGUCCAACAUUGUCAACUGAACCUAUCACCAUACUUCCAGGAUGUCCCGUUCUUAAACCACCAAGGGAGUAUAAUGAGAGCUGGCUGCUGUGCGAUUGUAUGAUGGCAAAAUGUAUAGAAAAAAACAUUGUUGCUUUAUCCCCCGUGGUGUGUCCCACCAGCGCACCUAUUCAAUGUGCCAAUGGCCAUAUUCCAAUCAAGGUUUAUGAUGAAAAUAAGUGUUGCUACCAUUACGAGUGUAACUGCCAUUGCAAUGGAUGGGGAGGCUCACAUAUUGUUACCUUCGACGGACAGUAUUAUAACUAUGACGGAAGCUGCACCUACGUGCUUGUGGAAAAUACAAAGCCAUCAGGUCAAAAUUUUGGUGUUUACAUUGACAAUUACUACUGCGACACACAAGACAGCCUCUCCUGCCAGCGGGGUAUCAUCGUGAAAUUUGAAAAACUUGACAUACAAAUCAGGAAUAUUGCUGCAGAUGAAAUUCAUAAUCUGGUAAAAAUCAAUGGAAAACUUGUGUCUCUACCAUAUUCAAAACAUGGAGUGAAGAUCAUCAGUUUGGGCAUUAAUAUAAUUGUUGACAUACCCCAAUUAAAGGCCCAGGUCACUUUCAGUAGUUUUGCUUUUGCAAUCAAACUCCCGAGUGAAAUAUUUGGAAACAAGACACAAGGGCAGUGUGGAACAUGUAAUAAUAUUCUGCAUGAUGACUGCAUGCUACCCAACGGAAAGAUCGCAUCCUCUUGCUCUGAAAUGGCUGAUUACUGGCAAGUCCCAAAUUCCGGUAAACCAAACUGUAAUGGACCAUCCAUAUCGCUGACCACACCACGACCUCAAGUGACAAAUGUUCCUCAAACAACUCAAAAACCUUGCCGCUCCAACUCUCUCUGUGGGCUCAUCACCAGCAAUGAGGAACCCCUAGGAGGCAGUGAUCAUAAUUUGAUAGAGUUCAACCUGCAAUUUGAGAGGAAGAAGCCAAAAUCAGAUAUCAUCGGUACUACACAGUUGGGUAAAGGUUGCAACAGAGAGAAGUGGAAUUUCUUCACACCGGGUCCCCAUUGUCCUUUGUCCCCCCCUCCUUUAAUGAUCUUUAUUAUUUCUAGGCUGUUUGCACAAUGUCAUGCCAUGGUUCCACCAGACUCCUACUACCAGGCAUGCAUUCACGAUGAGUGUCUGACAACAAGUACUUCCGUCAUGUGCUCCAGUUUGCAAAGUUAUGCAGAGACAUGCAUGAGGCACGGUAUCUGCGUUGAAUGGAGAAAUUCCACACGUGGGGAAUGUUUGUUUAAUUGUCCUUCAAACAAGAUGUAUAAAGCAUGUGAGAUCUUUCAAGCAGAACCUACUUGCACCACAAGCAAUUCAGAUUUGACUGGUCUUAGCUUCAUGGAAGGUUGUUUCUGCGCCAGUGGUACUAUUCUCUUCAGCCCUGACACCGACCUGUGUGUGAAUAAAUGUGGGUGCAUCGGGCCUGAUGGAUUACCCAGAGAGCUUGAUGAAAAAUUCAAGUUCAACUGCCAGGACUGCGUUUGUGACAAGACCACACAUCGCGUCACCUGUCAGCCUCAUCGUUGUUCUCAUUUCCCCGAGCCACCCUGUGAUGGAGACGGACUUAUCAACGUUAACAUAACCAUGCCAGACGAUGAUUGUUGUACAAAACCUGUCUGCAGGUGUGAUAACAGCCUCUGUCCUCAGAAUGAAAUCCAAUGUAAACUUGGAUUAGAAGCAUCAUCAAAGAUUCUAGAAGGGAGCUGUUGCCCAGUUUAUUCAUGUGAGCCAAUGGGCGUUUGUGUAGAUGAUGGAAUUGUGUACCACCCUGGUGCAACCGUUUCCACCUCCAAAUGCCAAACAUGCACUUGUAACAAUGUGACAAAUACAACUACUCUUCUGAACACCAUGUUAUGUCAGAAUUAUGAAUGCAAGAAAGAUUGUGCACAACCUGGUGAUAAGUGGCAUUCGCCCAAUAACAACUGUACGAUUUAUGGAUGUAUGAGAAUUAAUGAGAGCUUAAUUUCGACCAUUUCCAAUGCCAUUUGCCCUGAUUUUCAUCCAGAGGACUGUGAACCAGGCACAAUUACUACAAUUAAAGAUGGCUGUUGCAAGACUUGUCACGUGAAAGAGAGCUGUAAGCUUAAGAAAACAAUGGUCCGCAUUACUCAUGAAAGCUGCAAAUCAGUAGAAAAAGUGGAAAUCGCUACAUGUGAAGGAUUGUGUGAGACUUAUUCCAUAUAUUCUUCCGAAGCAAAUUCAAUGGAGCAUAAAUGUACUUGUUGUAAAGAGAGGAAGACACACCUCAGACAAAUCAAUCUAGAGUGCCUCGAUGGAAGUGCUGUAGCUUAUUCAUACACCUAUGUUGAAUCGUGUGAUUGCUUUGAAAACACCUGCAAAAAUCAAACCUUGAGUACGGGACCAUACUCUCGAGCAAAGCACAUCCCUUCCACAGCCAACUAUUCUGCAGACAAAGGAAACGUAAUUAGUUCGAGAAGGGAGAAAAGCCCCAACAGUGCAAAUGAAGCCGCCAAAGGUAAAGCGGAAGGAAACCUGGAAAAGUAUCUUCCGGAACAGCAGCCGAUGGAGAGAAAACAAAGGCAGCGAAUGAACGUAAAGUAACUUGGAAAACCCAAGUAGAAUGUCAAUAAUGAUGGCGAAUCAAUUAAUUAUUUGCAAUUUGAAUAAAACGUUUGUUUAUUGCUUUCUUUUGUAAUGACCAAUAAUUACCAAUU